Molecule: messenger RNA, 3574 nt
Organism: Stegostoma tigrinum
Lineage: Eukaryota; Metazoa; Chordata; Chondrichthyes; Orectolobiformes; Stegostomatidae
Gene: rapgefl1
Product: Rap guanine nucleotide exchange factor (GEF)-like 1
Exons: 18
Coding region: 325-2211 (628 amino acids)
Biological process (GO): Ras protein signal transduction; positive regulation of GTPase activity
Cellular component (GO): plasma membrane
Molecular function (GO): guanyl-nucleotide exchange factor activity
Source: RefSeq, a predicted model, not a curated record
AGAAGGCCUGAAAAACAGAGUGCUGAUUGAAUUAACCUGGCAGGCCCUAAGACCAAAACUGGACAGAAGAACUACAGAUCUGUCAGAUUCACAUCAAUAGUGAGAAAGCUGAUGGAGGUCAUCAUAUGAGAUAAGUAUCAGCUUGCAGACUGCCAUGGAAAUUCCUGUUUUGCUUCAAACAGUCAAUGGGAGUGAACUGCCCUCCAGCAUUGUGUUCGCCUUAGUUUGAAACAAACAGCUUCACGAUGAGGUAGAGCCCCGCCCCGAAAAACAUAGGCGUUCAGACUCGCUGAAAAUCCUUCCUUCAGUCCCGAUCAGUAUUCCAUGACGAUGACAGGGAUGAAGCAGAUUGAGAAAUUUCUGAAGAAACAGACCUCGACCCUGACCAGAAGCCGUGUGGAAAAGGACAGCAUUUUCCCGGGGACCCUGAAGCGACGGCCGAGCGCUUCCAAAAUACUCCCGUUCCUGAAGGAUGCGGUUUCCAGCAGUGACAGCCCCAGCCCCAAAGAUGAGUUUAGCCCAGACAUUGGAUGCCUGGAGAGCAAAUGGACGGACACGGAGGACGACCUGACCAGUCCUUCCCUGUCGUCGGGAGAAAUCAGCCCCAAUGGGUCCACGCUCAGCAGUAAGUUGUGGCAUCUCUCGGACACCCCCGAGAACAUUGUGGAGCACGUGCUGGAGGGACUGCUGGAGACAACCAAGAACAGUGCGGAUGCAGAGAUUCUGCUGGAUGAUUUUCUCCUCACCCACUCUGUCUUCAUGCCAACAGACAAGCUACUGCAAGUUUUACACAAACAGUACUGCAUGAGUGCUUCCGAAAGAGCUGAAAGCUGGAAUGAAGCUUGCCCUCAGUUAAAGAAACAGAAAGUUUUGAGAAUCACGGUCGAGUGGGCAGAGAAGUGCAAGGAUCUUCUGCUGGAAGAUGAAGUUGCAGUAAGGUUGCUCAAGGACCUGAACAGUAUCGCCAGAAAGGACCUUCACAUCUAUCCUAAUCUCAAAGAAGAGCUGACAAGGCUCAAGCACAUCGUGGAUACCGUGGAAUACAGGUCACCUGAAGAAUGCAGCCACUUGAGAAAGAAACAGGUUAAACCUCUCUUUCGUCACUUCAGUCGUACUGACAUCUGCCUGCAGCAGCGGGAGCCCCUGCGUGGUACAGAUGAGAUUUUCUGUCGUGUUUAUGCGAGUGAUCACUCCUAUGUCACCAUCAAGAGCAGACUGUCAGCAUCGGUGCAGGAGAUUGUAUUGUCUGUAGCUGAAAAACUUCAGCAUUCUGAAGAAGAAUCCAAGGAACCAGUGCACAAGAACUUGCUGCUGGUCGCUUUAAGAUCAUCGGGGGAGAAAACAAUGUUUCGGUUGGACGAAGAUUCCGUGUUUACCACAUUGGGCGUUAACACUCACCUGUUUGCUUGUACAAAGGAAUCUGUAGAGUCUUUGGUCCCCCCACCAGCUGUCGAAAGGCUCCCUCACGAAGGACCAGAAAUCAAUGAAAUGAACAUGGUGGAAAUGGCUAACCAGAUCACGACAUUUGACUGGGAGCUUUUAAAUUGCGUACAUGAGCUGGAGCUGAUCCAUUACGUCUUCAGGAAUGAGAGCAUUCGGAGGCGAACGGCAAACCUGGAGCUGGUGCUGCAGCGCUGCAGUGAGGUGCAACACUGGGUGGCUACCGAGAUACUGAUGUGUGAGCGCCUGGGCAAACGAGUGCAGAUUCUCAAAACCUUCAUUAAUAUCGCAGUUCUCUGUAAGGAGAAGCAGAACCUGUUCUCAUUUUUCGCCAUCAUCAUGGGCUUGUGCAAUGCUGCUGUCAGUCGCCUGUGCCUGACCUGGGAGAAACUGCCUGCAAAAUGCAAAAAGCUGUUCCAGAAAUUUGAGAGCUUAACGGAUCCCUCACGAAACCAUAAAUCCUACAGAGACACCAUUGCCAGGAUGAAGCCUCCACUUAUUCCUUUUGUACCCUUGCUACUGAAAGACAUGACAUUCAUACAUGAGGGCAACAAAACAUUCUUGAAUCAAUUGGUGAACUUUGAAAAGAUGCAUAUGGUGGCCAAUGCAGUACGGACCAUGAGGAAAUAUCGAAGUACCCCGCUCGAGCUGGAUUCUGACCCGGCUGCAAACCACAUUGAGAUUAAAGCGUACAUCCGGCAGCUCCACGUGAUUGACAAUCAGCAGUUACUUUAUGACCUCUCUUAUCGACUGGAGCCCAAGGACCCGUAAUCACGAGGUGCUCUGCAAUGCUCGCUGACGGCAUUGGAAGUGUAUGUGGCUGUGCCACUGCUGGAUUGAACUGUGUGUGUGUGUGUGUGUGUGUGUGUGUGUGUGUGUGUGUGUGAGUGAAACCGUGUAGAGCCAUCGACCUACAUAGAGAUGCUGUGCCUACCGCAAGCUGAAUGUGCCCUACAGAAGCUGACCUCAAGGACUGCCUUUAGACCUAUUCCAGACACCUUCAGUAUAUUGGACUGGUCUGCUAUGGCCCAGGGACACUUGUGGUGUGUGCCCAGUGUUCUUACAAGAAUUUUGUGCACUGAUGUAGGACCUUAAGCAGGGAGCACUGAAUGCCUGCAAGUUGUCUAAGACUAUUACCCUUGAAAUGUUCUGUUUAAAGAAACUGUGGGCUUGCAUGUUCAAAGAAUAUCCACUUUCAACUAACACAGGAUGGGUAAGUGGAGAGGGAGUGGGAGUGUUGUGUAUGGAUCUUUCUCAGGAACAUCCUCAUUCCUGCUUUUGCCCAGAAUGAUUCACUUUCACUGAAGAUCAAAAUCAAACGUCCUCAGUAUUUACACUGCUGUAAUAUAAUGGAUAGUGACCCAGGACUUUGGCUCCCUCUGUUGGCAAGGAGUAAAUCGCAUGAAGUCUGAACCGGCUCUGGUGUGUGCCAAUUGCAUCGUACCUGGCCUGAUGUGAACCAGUAAUAACACUGCUUGCCUUCACGCCCCCACCUACACAUCCCCCUCCCUAUUUUAAAUAUUUGUUAACUGUGCCUCCAUUUAAUAAGACCUACCACCUCAUUGCCUCCUUCAGAUGACAGAACACUGUCUCCUCACUUGAUAUUGAUGGCACCCUGAACUAGGAGGAAAGAUGCAAGAACAACCUGCAGAAUCAAAGGGAGGGAUGCACCCCACGCUCUUUCUAUUCCCUGUUUUGCCUCCAUGUGUAUUGGGAGACUGCAGUUUUACCCCUCUGUUCUGGGAAUUUACAACUGCAACACCAUGCACAUCCAACAGGUAGAGCAUUAUGAGGGUGUGCCAUUGGAGGAGAAGAUUUACACAUCAGUCCCACACCCAGCAUUGUGCAUGUUUAGAGUUGUAUCCAUUUUUGAUUUGUUGUAGAAUUUCAUUGUAAUAUAAGAUGGAUCAAUUAUUUUUUCAGUUUUUAAUUUCAGUGUUGCAUUUAGAAAAUUAAUUUUUACAAUUUUUUCAAUUUUGUACAAAGAAUGCUUUUUUCUCAUGUGGAUUUUAUUUUGAAUUUACCGGGUGUAGAUAUGUAGUGUUCAUCAAACUAUCUCUGUUGUCUGCUUGUAAAAAAAGCACUUACAGAUCAGACUGAAAUUAUGCAUAAGAGAAUAAACAAUUUUUUUAAA